Messenger RNA from Cordyceps fumosorosea ARSEF 2679, 651 nucleotides. RefSeq names its product Methyltransferase type 12. The record is from RefSeq and is a predicted model, not a curated record. NCBI's taxonomy places the organism in Eukaryota, Fungi, Ascomycota, Sordariomycetes, Hypocreales, Cordycipitaceae. The transcript has 3 exons. The coding region runs from base 1 to 651 and encodes 216 amino acids.
AUGUCUGACCCGAGCCUCGCCCGCGCCGCCCUGCAGAGCUGGGACGCCCACGCCGCCGCCUGGGACGCCAGCGUCGGCCUCGACGGCAACCUGUACUGGAAGGCCCUGCAGGAGCCCUGCCUCGGCCGGCUCCUCGGCGACCGCCUCGCGACCGUCCCGUCGUGCCGCGCGCUCGAGCUCUCCACGGGCAACGGCAUCGGCGCCCGCCGGCUGGCGGCAGCCGGGGCCCAGGUAACGGCCACGGACGGCAGCGAGGGCAUGCUGGAGGGCGCGCGCGGCGACGCCGGCGGGCGGAUCGGGUUCGAGAAGCUGGACGUCACGGAUGAUGCCGACUUUGCACCGUUUGUUGAGCGGGCUGCUGCGAACGGCGGGUUCGACGUAGUUCUCAUGAACAUGUCCAUGCACGACGUCGCUACCCUCGAGCCCCUCGCCAAACACCUCCCCCAACUUCUCACCAAAGAUGGCAUGUUCGUUGCGCAGCUGCUCCAUCCCGUCUUCAUGACAUCCACGUACUCAAAGUCCCUCGAUCUCUCCUUUGACCCCGUCACCGGCGAGCGCGUCAUCGUCCGCGGCAAGCUCAUCAAAGAAUACCUGAGUGUCAAGCCUUUCGGCCUGACCCUCGACGCUACACACUCAGCGCCACUGGUAUGA